This is a messenger RNA of Mucor mucedo, 2211 nucleotides long. RefSeq lists its product as uncharacterized. Bases 162 to 2045 code for a protein of 627 amino acids. The transcript has 8 exons. The record is from RefSeq and is a predicted model, not a curated record. Lineage: Eukaryota; Fungi; Mucoromycota; Mucoromycetes; Mucorales; Mucoraceae.
UAUGUGAAUAAAAAAACAAGUUACACAGUGACUCUCCUUUUUCUUGUGGCCUGUUUUUAUUUAUUUUUUUUAAAGUGUAUAAUUCCCCUUGCCCCCUCCCUCUUUUUCUUCUUUUCUUUGCACUAUUUCCCCUCAUUGACAACAAACAACCAUUACAGAGAAUGAAUGCGGAAGUGUAUAAAAAGCAGGUUCAUCAUCGACCUAUUCCUUUUGCAGUAUUAAAGCUUCAGUUUAAACGCCUUGUAGCUCAACAAGAUAACGCAACGAGUAUUUACACCAAAGAUUUACUAAGUCUGAUUGAUCAAUACGAGCAUACAGAAAAUGUCAUGUUAUUGACCGACCUUCAAAAAAAGGCAAUAUUGCCCUAUACAAGGACCAACCCGGACCUGGAGAUGACGGCGGAUGAUAUCUUGAAUUUAUUGAGACUCGUCUGUCCCAACCCUGUAACCUCAUUAUCCGCUCCAACACAGAGACAGCCAUUGAACCUCGAGACAAUCAGACCAAGAACAUCCCCUCCCUUAAAAACAAACAAAUCCACUCCUUGGAAACGAAGACCCUCAGCAGUCGCUUCUUCCAUAGGCCACCGCAACGAUCUCAACCAGAUAUUGUCACAGCAGCAACAACAACCAGAAGAGGAACAUCAGCAGUUAAUCGAGAAUAUAUCCACAUCCUUGACCAACAUGAGCCAUUCCAUCGACACACCCGCACGAAAAGACGACGAACCCAAAUCCCCCAUAGAACAAGAAUACUCAAAUCAGGAUCUGGCAAGAUAUUACCGCAGAUCACUUUUACUUACACAAAGAUUAAAGUCAUCAGAAAAAAGCUUAGCCUCUAUGGCACGUGAUAAUGAAGACCGUAUCGUGCAACUGCAGAAUCGUGUGGAUGAUAUGAAUCUGGAGGUUGGGAAGCAGCGACGAGAGAUCCAAGAAUACAAGGGCAAAGAAAAGAACAGUCUCGAUCAGAUUGGAGCCCUGGAGUCACACAUCUCUCACAUUCAACGAUCUGAAACGGAUCAGAAGCAAGUGUAUCAAUCCAUAAAAAUGUUGUUUGAUGACAAAUGUCAGGAAACACAGAAACUGCAAGAGAUGCUAAGACAAAAGGAAUCUGAUUUACAGAAAACCGAAGCAUUAUUAAACAAUUUUCAUCAUGAAGUCCAAUUACUCAGUCAGGAACGAGCUCGUUUAAUUGGAUUACAGAACAAUUUGGAGCAGGAAAUGAAGACUUCAGCUCAAGCACAUCAACAAUUGGCAGAACAAAAGACAGAGAAUGAGAAACUCAAAGACAUCAUCGAUACGUUGAAAGUGGAUCUGGAUGAAGCCCUAUUUCACCAUCAUACCUUGGAUACCGUGCAAGAGGAUGAAGCACUGGAAGAAUCACAUGCUUUUAAAACGUUGGAAAAUGAAUUGAUAACGGAUGAAAAGGACGGUGUGCUGAAAUCCGUGCAAGACGAAAAGGAUUAUUACAAAACUCGAGCCACAGAGGCAAAAGAGGAUUUGGAUCGUGUCAAGAGUGAAUUGGAUUAUUUGCGUCGUGCACUGGAUUCCGAAAAUCGUUCGUUGGUAAAUGAAUUGGCCGAAUUGCGAAUAAAAGCAUCCACCACAACGACAGAUAUACCACAAAUCGAAAUGAAUAUACCAGUGCCCUUGGCCGUCAUGAAUGAUUUCUGGUCUCAGUCACGUGCACGUCCACGUAAUACAGGUUCUAAUAAGAAGAAGGGCAGAACAGUGCAAGAUCUGCAUGAGUCCUCAUCAUCCACAUCCUUUGUGAUUACAUCCACCAACAAGGACCUGAAAAUUAUGAAUAGAAAAGAUGAUAAGAUCAUCAAUAACACGGUCACCUUUGCAUUAUAUACGGUGGCUAUCUACUUUUUUGGUAUUGUCACUUCCACAUUUUUGAUGGAAGGUGGUGUUUCUACAGCUCCACCAUGGGAACAAGCGCUUGCUGCUGCUUCUACGGGUCAAAUACCCAAAAGCAAAUUAUUGGAAAUCAUUCUUUAUUGGCUAGAAAAAUUAUUAAUUGAACCUCAGGGAUUACCUGUUUCUUAAAAACAUCGUGGGAAAUAUUAAUUCAUCUUACAAAGAGUCUAUACUUAUUUUUUUUUUCUUGCAAGCUAUUUUUUUUUUUCUUACCCCGGAUUUUUUUUUUCUUUUUUCUUUUUUCUUUUUUUUUCUUCUUUUACCUUUAUUAAACUUCUUUUUUCUUUGUAAACUA